Paramecium primaurelia is the source of this 610-nucleotide messenger RNA. NCBI's taxonomy places the organism in Eukaryota, Ciliophora, Oligohymenophorea, Peniculida, Parameciidae. The record is from the annotation of a GenBank genome assembly.
AAAUCACUUGAAAUAAAUGUCAAAGGAAGUUAGCGAAUUGGUUAUCACAAGGUUAAAAGCAGAACGUAGAGCAUGGCGAACUGAUCAUCCUCAUGGAUUUGUUGCAAAACCUACCACUAAAGAAGACGGAACAGUUGAUUUACUUAAAUGGGUAUGUGAAAUACCAGGACCACAAGGAGUAUAAUCCUCUUUACAAUUAGUGUCCUUGGGAAGAGGGUACCUACACUUUACAUAUGGAUUUUUCGCAUGAUUACCCUAUGAAACCACCUAAAUGUUAAUUUAGACCUGUUUUACCACAUCCAAAUGUCUACCCUUCUGGAACUGUCUGUCUAUCUAUUCUCAAUGAAGAAGAAGACUGGAAAUCUAGUAUUACAGUUAAACAAAUCUUACUUGGUAUUUAGAAGUUACUCAAAGAUGAACCCAAUAUUGAAAGUCCUGCUCAAUAUGAACCAUGCAAUUAAUAUAAGUAAUUCUACUUCAUUUUAUUCAUAGAAAUAAUCGCCAAGAAUACUUAAAGAAAGCAAGAGAAUUCGCUGCUUCACUUAAGAAGCAACCUUAAUGAUCAUAUAAUCAGUCAAUAUCUGUAUCAAUUAUAUAGUGUUAAUUGCAC